Messenger RNA from Acanthosepion pharaonis, 1923 nucleotides. NCBI's taxonomy places the organism in Eukaryota, Metazoa, Mollusca, Cephalopoda, Sepiida, Sepiidae. The record is from the annotation of a GenBank genome assembly.
AUGUCGCACAAGUGUGCAAAUGAAGAGAAAUGUGAAAUUACUCCAUUCACCAGAAAUAGCUGCCAGUAUUGUCGUCUUAAGAAAUGCUUUGCAGUUGGCAUGUCAAGAGAAGCGUCCCGACUUGGUCGCCGCCCCAAGCGUCUGAAAGAGGCUGGUGGAGAAUCCAAGUCCCACACCACUAACGUUCCCAUUGCACCGUACCCAUCACCAUUGGGUUCAAAUCGUCGGAGCAUGGCUGAUUUACAGAAGCUCAUUCAAAGCAAUGGUACUUUCAAGUCCGAUCUGAUGCAAGCUUUUCUUGCCGCAGCACAGGCCAGCUUCAAGGAGCAUGCCCAUAACUCAAACUCCCAUAAGCAGCAGGAAUCACCUGCUGCUGCUACUGCUGCUGCUGCUGCAGCAACCACUGCUACAGCCACCACAACCACCACCACCACCCCAAACACUAGCAACAGCAUUCCGAAUGGGGUGGAGUCUGGGUACUCAAGCCUGAACAGUCCAGCAAGUAGCAGUAGCCAGUCCCCUGUUCAUCUUCAGCCUCACCCUAAUGCAACCAACACAAAUAGCAGUACUCCCAACAACACUACUAAUGGCAGCACUGCCGCAGCCAGCAGCGCCAACAGCAACAACACUGCCAGUGUUCCCCCUCCCCCAGUGGCCACCAGCUCUAGCAAUACCAUUCAACUGAAUGGCAUCAGAAUGAAAACUGAACCUGUUGAGAACAAUAUAGCCAAUGGCGUGCAACCGAGUGCAGUCAUGGAUGGCAUAGGAGUGGCUAAUAUGAUGGCUUCAAAUGGUAUCAUUGCCAAUGGUAUUGCUAGCAGUGGCGUUGUCAGCAGUGCAGCUGAUAUCAUCCCAGCAAAUAUGCUCAACACAACUGCCAAUGGGCUCCCAAAUGGAAUCCACGAAGGCUGUACUGAAAGGAUCUCUACUGGCACAAAUAGCAACAAGGACACAAGCCCCUCGUCCUUUGUAAUGCCUGAGACGCCUAAUUCUACCUCAUCUGCAGCCCCUACUCCCCAGACACCAUCACAUUUUGAUGAAUCACAGUCAGUCAUCAAAGCUGAGCCCAAGUUUUCCCCUUGUCAAAUUGGAAGUCAGAGCAUACCUAAGUUCUUAAUUGAUAAAAUCAUCGAGGAAGGACGACAGGAGCCAUCAGAACCUCGAAAAAAGCUGAUUGAGCAAGUCACUGUAACUAUUGUUGAGGCUCAUAUGAUGACAUGUCGGGUAACACAUGAUGCAGUCUUGGAGGCCUACCAGAGAUGGGAAGAGAAUAAGAGUAAAAUCACUGCGUCUUUACAGACUCAAGAGAGUGCCUCUGAACAUAUGUGGGGGCAGUUCCUCUCUAAUAUGGUGCCUGAAAUCACAAAUGUUGUCAAAUUUUGUAAACGUCUCCCAGGUUUUUCAGAGAUUGAUCAAGAGGACCAAAUCAAAUUAAUCAAGCAAGGGACGUUUGAAGUCAUGCUGGCAAGGUUCUGCAUGUUGGUCAACCAUGACAACUACACCAUGUUUGAUCCGGACAUGAAAAUGCAAUGCCCCAGAGAAAUAAUCCGAGCCAUGCCACUGGGGAAGUUCCUUGAGGAGUUCUUUUCAAUGGCAGAAACCUUCAACCCUUUGAAGCUUACAGAUGGCGAAAUUGGGCUCUUUACAUCAGUCUUGAUUAUAUGUCCAGAUCGUCAAAAUCUUUCUGGAGUAAAAGCUAUUUCUAAAAUACAAGGACUCUUUUUACAAGCCUUGUAUAAUAAGAUAAAACACACUCAUGAGGAUUAUGAUACAUUGUUUGAAAGCCUUAUCCGAACAAUUCCAAUGUUCCGUGAAUUCAACCAUCAGCACUCAGUGUCACUCAACAACAUCCGCAUGAAAUCAACAAAAAGUCGAUUUGAUUUUCCUGAUCUGCACAAAGAAGUGUUUGAUUUCAGAAUGUAA